This is a messenger RNA of Penicillium brasilianum, 3358 nucleotides long. NCBI's taxonomy places the organism in Eukaryota, Fungi, Ascomycota, Eurotiomycetes, Eurotiales, Aspergillaceae. The record is from the annotation of a GenBank genome assembly.
CUCAACGCCUCCAAUUCCUUGAGAUCAACCUGACAAGAACUGUCCAAAGCUCCGCCAACCUCGCUAGACUCGCCUACGAGCAAGACCACUGCACGCUCUAACCCCAAAGAAGCUAAAAUUUUACCAUUGGGCACCUCCCCUCCCCCACCAUCACGACGGCAGCCAUCCCACUACAAACGCGCCAGCGGACUUGUCCCCCGAACCCGAGGGGACAAGAGCUUGGCCAUCUCCCCGCCGGAUCGGACCGAGUCGACGAUUCCGACUCCGACGUCUCCCACGAGGAAGACGACGACACUGGAGCACCCACGGACACAGAGCAGAACCCUCACAGACCCAACGAUGGAAGUAGCGACCCGGACGAGCCCCUCGAGUUAACCCCGCCCGACGAUUCGAAGUCGCUCGCUCAACGCUUCCGGGUUUUCAUGUCGGGUGCCCCUCUUCUCCGGACGUCGCCCGCACUGGGCUCGUCAUCAUACGGAGCUGUGCGUGUCCCACAAGACGAGUCCGACGACGACGAUGUUGACCCUGCUGCUCGACAAGAUAAACCUGCCCCGGAGUGGUCUCCCGGCAGGCUGCAGCGAGCUAGCUUCGAGAGCUGUGCCGAAGGCUCUUCGAGCGAUGCACUCCACCGUCGACGAUUAUCCAAGUCCAAACAAUCACAUUCUUCUGGUCGGCGGAGGAGCAGUACUCUGUACAUGGAUGGACACAAGCGGCGACCCUCGGCGGCCACCUCUGACGUAGGAAUGGGCGCCGAUUCCAAGUUCUCGUUCGCAACGGGACUUGCGGUGCCUGGGAAUCCAGUGAUGCAGGAGACCCCAGCAUCCUCGCCGUAUAUGACAACUGACGAUGAGGAUGUGUUGGAUAUUGAUGACGAAGAUGCGAAGCCUUUCGAUGAGGAUCCCCCGGACAAUUCGCCAUAUGCUCAAGUGCGGGCGACUGUCCCGGCGACAGACGACAUAACGCUCUCUAUCAAUACCCCUCGCAUGUGGAUUCUUGCAUUACUUUUCUCACUGACUGGUUCGGCCGCCAAUCUUUUUUUCUCCCUCCGCUACCCGAGCGUCGCCAUCACUCCAAUUAUUGCAUUGGUUUUGGUCCACCCUUUGGGCAAGUUCUGGGAUGUCCUGUUUAAAAGGACGAAUGACCCCAUCGAAGUUUUCGAAAAUGGAACGCUCGACCAUCGAGAAUCACGAACGGACGAUCUUGAUGCUCCAGGUCCGUCUUUGCUUACGCGCAUCCGACUUUGGCUUGGCCAAGGACAUUGGAACGAGAAGGAACACGCAUGUGUCUAUAUCAGCAGCAACGUCUCCUUUGGAUUUGCGUUUGCUACUGAUGUCAUCGUCGAGCAACACAAGUUUUAUCAGCAGGAAGUUCCAAUCUUGUAUCAGUUGCUGCUCAUUAUUUCCACCCAAGUCUUGGGCUAUGCAUUUGCCGGCUUAACUAGACGCUUCCUGGUUCGGCCUUCGGCCAUGAUUUGGCCAGGGACUCUCAUGUCCACUGCCAUGUUUUCCACCAUGCACAAGUCCGCCAAUAAGAAGGCCAACGGAUGGAGCAUCUCCCGAUACAAAUUCUUCAUUCUUGUAUGGGCUGGCGCCUUUGUCUGGUACUUUGUACCGGGCUUGCUGAUGCCAGCCCUCAGCUACUUUAAUGUGGUGACCUGGUUCGCUCCCAAGAAUGUGGUUGUGUCGAAUCUUUUUGGUGUUGCGUCGGGUCUUGGGAUGUUGCCUUUGACUUUUGACUGGGCUCAAAUCGCAUAUAUCGGGUCCCCCUUGCUCACGCCAUGGUGGGCAGCAGCCAAUAUUGCCACCGGCCUGGUGGUGGUUAUCUGGAUCGUUGCCCCGAUCUUGUAUUAUAAAAAUGUGCUUUUCUCCUCUUACAUGCCCAUCCUAUCUGCGGCAGUUUUUGACAACACAGGCCACCCAUACGACGUGAGCCGAAUCUUGACGUCGGACUUUCUUUUCGACCAAAAGGCGUACGAAGAAUAUUCGCCAGUUUAUCUUCCCAUCACCUAUGUCUUAUCAUAUGGUGUUCAAUUUGCCGCUCUGACCUCCCUGGUUACCCACACCAUCUGCUGGUAUGGUAAGGAUAUCUUGCACCAGACUCGCAAGGCCUUCGAGGAGCGUAGGGAUGUACCAGACUUUGAGACCUACCAGCCUCUGCGAACAGAAAACGGGCAUACUUCUCCACCGCGACACCCUCGUGAGACAUCAAGAGUUAGUUCUCACGAUCCGAGUCGGGAGCUGCCUCUGGGAAUGGAGGAUGUGCAUUGCCGUCUCAUGAGGCGCUAUAAGGACGCUCCUUUGACCUGGUACCUGAUCGUGCUCAUUACGAUGCUGGUCAUCGCCACCUACACUGUAGAGCACUACCCGGUCCACUUACCCUGGUAUGGCCUCUUCCUGGCACUGCUCAUUACCAGCGUGUUCUUCAUUCCCGUCGGCAUCAUCAUGGCUGUAACCAACCAACACAGCAGCCUCUAUCUGAUCUGCCAGCUCUUGUGUGGCAUUGUCUUCCCUGGACGGCCAGUGGCGAACAUGAUCUUCGUAACUUACUCUUACAUCAGUUCAGCGCAGGGCAUCAAGUUCUCAUCAGAUCUCAAGCUCGGGCACUACAUGAAAAUCCCGCCCCGCAUCCUUUUUGGUGUGCAGAUGGUGGCGACUUUGGUAUCUAGCUUGACACAGAUUGGUGUUCUGAACUGGAUGUUCUCCUACGUCCCCGGUCUUUGCACCCCGCAGGCUUUGAACGGCUUUAACUGUCCUAUUGCGCGCGUCCAUUUCAACGGCAGUAUCCUCUGGGGUGUUGUUGGACCCCAGAGGUUCUUUGGUCCAGGUGGUCUCUAUCGACCUCUGGUGUGGGCGUUCCUGAUUGGUGCCGCAGCACCCAUCGCGGCUUGGAUCUUAGGCCGUCGCAGCAAGAAAAAUUUCUGGCGGAAGGUCAAUUUCCCCAUUCUCUUCGGUAGCCUCAGCUGGAUCCCUCCUGCGACGGGGCUGAACUUUUCUGUCUGGGCGCUGGUAUGUUUCGUGUUCAACUACGUGAUCCGCCGACGCAGGACGGCCUGGUGGGAGAAGUACGCCAUGACGCUCUCGGCAGCCUUGGACUCGGGGCUGGCAUUUGCCGUGCUGGUUGUCUUCUUUUUCCUCAUUUAUCCUGGCUGGGUGGAUGGGUUCAAAUGGUGGGGAACGGAGAUCUAUAAACAGGGAUGCGACUGGAUUGCAUGCCCGUACAAGCGUUUGGAACCUGGGCAGAAGUUUGGUGAAUGAGAAUUUCCUGGCCUAAGGUGAGGACUAGAUACGCUAUUUUUGUAUAAAGUGUAUAACCCAAUGAUAUAUGAAAGUAACGAAUUCAGUUUUCUUUGAUUGCAAGG